Messenger RNA from Puntigrus tetrazona (Sumatra barb), 3289 nucleotides. RefSeq names its product SH2 domain-containing protein 3C-like. The record is from RefSeq and is a predicted model, not a curated record. Lineage: Eukaryota; Metazoa; Chordata; Actinopteri; Cypriniformes; Cyprinidae. Gene Ontology annotation, biological process: positive regulation of peptidyl-serine phosphorylation; small GTPase-mediated signal transduction. The transcript is spliced from 12 exons. The coding region runs from base 532 to 2445 and encodes 637 amino acids. Gene Ontology annotation, molecular function: phosphotyrosine residue binding; guanyl-nucleotide exchange factor activity.
GUUUCCUCAAAGGCACAGAGACGAGCUGCAUGAAUGACCCAAACUCACAGUAAACAUUGUGAGCUAAAUUCUGUUGAUGUUUUACAAUCUCGUGGCCAAUGUUUUAAUGUAAAAAUAGUCGACUGAAACUUCAAUCGAGUUGUCGAAUCAGCAUCAGUCGAGCCACUCGGAGACCGGCACGGGGAAUAAUACAAUGAUCUGAAUGAGAGCACGGGCAUCUGCGAGCCUCGGUUGGACUGUCAAAACAAACGCUUUUGGCGUACAAUAACAGGCAUUUUGCGAGUAUGAUGAAGAUGCCAAGUUGUAGGGGAGGGGUGAGAAAGAUGCAGGACAAAACGACGUCGUUAUGAGACACUGCAACAUUGUAGCAACGAAUAAUAGAGGCGCUGCGGGACGAGCUGCGCGUGAAGCGCACGCAUGACCGCGAUGACGACCGCCUCGCGAGCCUCGCGGGACAACUUCAAAACACGGACUGAGAGUGAGAUUCUACAACAAUGAGCUCCGCACUGAUCGCCGAGGCAUUCAGGUCUCAUGGAAAACAGUGGUGUUUAUGUAAAGUUUUCUAAAGAGACGCAUCAACCGAAUUCCCCAUCAGACAAAUUGAAGCAAGAGCUGGAACUAGAGUUGAAAUUAAACAGCUGUAACUUAUCAAGUCAUGGCUGGUACCAUGGUCGCAUACCUUGGGAGGUUUCUGAGUCUCUUGUGCAGCUGGAUGGGGAUUUUAUCGUCCGUGACUCCCUCACUAGCAUUGGAGACUAUGUCUUAACCUGCUGCUGGAACCAGAAAGCGCUUCAUUUCCUCAUCCACAAAGUUCUGCUCAGGUCUUAUGAGACAUAUGCCCACGCGCAGUACUUUCUGGAGGAGGAAACAUUUGAUUCUCUGCCAGCAUUGGUUCGUUUCUAUGUUGAAAAUAAAAGGCCUCUGACAAAGCAGAGUGGUGCCUACAUUUACUCAGCCGUUAACAGGACACUUCCACUAAGAUAUUUAGAAACCAUGUUUGGGCUUCCAAGUGUGGAAAACAGCCCAGUAAACUCACCUACCAAACAGAAGGGAAGCCAAAAGAAAAGGGAAAGCAUAACUGUGACAGAGGCUUUGGAAAUUGAGCUGAUAAGACCUCAGAGGGAUGUUGUGAGGAGUUUUGAAGGUACCGUAGAGCAGCGCGUUGUAGUGUCAACUUCUCCUGUGAUAAUGAGCACAUUAGCCAGGCGGCGACAAAGCCCUUCUGAAAACAGGAAGUUCGUAAUAGUUCCUUCAUCACCUGUUCUUCAAAAGUCCAGUGAAAUAGGGCUUUGUUCAUCUCCCCCUGAAAACACUCUCAUAUAUUUGGAACCAACAGUACAUCUUCUGUCCUCCAUGACAUAUUCCCAUCAAAACAACAGAGAAGCAAACCAAAAUGACCCAGCAAUUUCUCAAGUUGACCCUGUCGCUACAAAUCUUCCCUUUGUGAGACAUGAAAUGCAGACUUUGGAUUGCAGAGAGGAGUACGAGGAGGAUUAUUUAGUGCCUUUCACAAUGGACACAGUUUCCUGUUUCAGACCUAGUGUGUAUGAGUCACCGCUGAUGCCCCCAGAAAAUAAACCUUUGGAGACCAAGAUACUGAAAAAAGUGAAGGAUGUUCUGUUUGAAGUUGAUAUAAAAACAAUGGCAAUGCAUAUCACCAAAGCUGACUGCAUGGUUGCUCGAAUCCUGGAUACAUCUGAUGAUACGAUGAGAGGGAUGGGGGUGAGUUCAGGAUUGGAGCUUCUUACUCUCCCACAUGGACAUCACCUCCGUCAAGAUCUGCUGGAAAGGUUCCACACCAUGUCCAUAAUGCUGGCUGUUCAGCUGCUGGGCUGCACGGGUAGCGCUGAAGAAAGAGCCACUCUGCUGCAUAGAGUCAUCUGCCUGGCCUCUGACCUCAAGAGCAGCUUGGGCAAUUUGUUUGGCUUUGCCACAGUUAUGAAGUGCCUUGAAUUGCCACAGAUUGCUCGCUUGGAUGAGACAUGGACAGUUUUGCGUCAGAAGUACACAGAAAGUGCUGUCCUUUAUGAGAAAACCCUGAGACCCUCAAUGAGGAUGAUGAACGACGGAGAAGAGAUAAGUAGACCCACAGAGACAACUUUUCCCCAUGUGCUCCCUCUGCUGUCUCUUCUUGAAAGAAAUGUCGUGGCUCUUGAGGAGUCAUGGGAAAGUGCAGACACUGGAGUGGCCAUGGUCCUGGGCCAUCUGGAUUCUGCACGUACAAUCGCGUGCAACGGGAGGAUCUUCAGUGCAAACGCAGAGAACAAACUGCAGGGAUUUCAGGAGGAAGCAGAUGUCUGGGAGGUCUUCCUCACAGAGUUUCAGAUGCGUCUCCUGUGGGGAAGCCGUGGUGUGGAAAGAAAUAAAGAUGAACGUUAUUCAAAGUUUGAUGAAGUGCUGACAGCUCUGUCCAACAGGCUUGAGCUUUCCGACUCAACAAAAUGACUGAAAGGAUGACUGCUAGUCACAUGCUAUUUUAAGAAAAACCAUCUCACUGCCAAUUUGUACAUAUUUUACGAGAUGGCUAAUUCGUGCGACCUCACUUGUACAAGUUUUUUGUUAAAUCUUACAAAUUUCACGAGUUGACAAUUCGUAUGAAUUUGUACGAGUGACUGCCCCUAAACCUACCUGUCACUGAGGUUUUAGACAAAUUGUGCAAAAUCGUACAAGUCAUACAAAUUUGUACGAAUUAGCCACAGAUUUUCCAACUAAUAUAUGUAUGAACUGGUCGUGAGACUGUGUUGGAAUGGUUUUAUGAAUUCAUUUAGUUUCAUUGUUUUUUUUCUGUAGGUUUAUACUGUAUAUAAACUCAAUAUAUCUUUCAAUCUUAACUUAUUUGAUUUUCAAUGCUAUUUUUGUUUCAUAUAAUGUGUUUUUAUUUUUCAUAGUGUACAUAAAAUUCAUACCCAAAGUUUUAUUUUCAUAACAAAAUAACUAUGAUAAUAUUGUUAACUUUGAAUUCUGAAGUAUGUGUUUAAUUGCACUGUUAUUGGUUCUUAUAAUCAAUAAUGACCAGAUAAUGAGUAAUAUUUACUCGUUGGUACACUUUAUGGAGAUUUUACGUUUAUAUAUUUAACUCUACUAUUUCAUAGGCUACUUACAUCAUUUAAAAGUAAAUUCUAAGCUAAUUUAUUCUUUGGUUUUCUUCCAUUUAAGUUACUGUUUCCAAGUGAAAUGUUUGUUUAUCUGAUUUAUUGCCAAGCAUUUACAGAUUUGAAAUUGUAGUGUAGCCUAUGUACUUUGAUACCCGUGGCCACAUCAUAGUCAAGUAAAUCUUGGGUCAAAUGAA